UCACGCACUUGCUGACGUGGUUGACAGUGAUAGGUGUAAGCUAGUCUAGCUUACAAUAUAGAGGGAAGAUGCAGAUACGACAACUAGCAGAUGCAACGAGCACAGUUCUCAAAGUCUUCGCUUUGAUAUCGUCCCCUUACGCGAAGAAAAAUGCGAGCAAUGUCACUGCUUCUCCGGUGGAUCGUUGUACACAUCACGGGUCUGAUUAUUUCAAACGCCCCCGGAGUGGUUUUUCUUUCAACUGCAAAUAUACAGGAGGACGCUACUGUGCCGAAGGUUGAUCAUGUCGACGGCCCAGAGCGUAGAGCGGACGGGCGCUUCCUGCCCUCCCGUGUGUGGCAAGAAUUCGAUUCGACUUCGGAAGAUGUUGCUGCGUUUUUCGAUAUGCAGGCGAGGGAGGUGGACGAGCUCGAUGCGGCAGCCUUUGAGCAGAUUUAUCAGCGCACCGCGCCACUACAGCCAGAGGCCGAGCCUGGUGCAUCUUCACCGACCCCGGGUAGUAGUUCUUGGCAGUCAUGCAGGUCUUGUGAAACGGGUGAGGACCAAGCUGAAGUCCGCCCUGACGGGGAGACCACUGACGAGGAAGAAGAUAAAAAUGAGGCUGACGAGGAACGAAGUGAAGAUGUCCGCGAAGGGUCAGCACAUGAUGGCACGUCCUCGACGGACGACGAUGACCACCCGCACUAGCAAAGGUAAAUAUGUCUGGGUCUGGAAGAAUGCAACUUGUCAUGCUGUCUGCGGAUUCUAGAAAUAUCUGUGCUGCAUGAGCAGCAAGAGAAGUCAGUUCUUGGCACACCGAGAGGGCUGCAUUUCUCAUGCGUAUAUUAGCAUCAAGAAGCUUUCAAAAAACCUGUGAUGCUAGCGCCAGCAUCAUAGACCUCACGGGUGAUGCAAAAGGUGCAUGACAAGCCCCGACUCUUCCAGACCCAGACAUGUUUGCAAUCCAUACACACUCGGUGUUACUGAUUCUGCUCGACGCAGUAUCGACGCGCAUGGCCCUCCGCGGGCUUCCGAAAACCUUCGACUUUCUUCUUUCUUUGCAAGAAAACAAGUCCCAUUUCCGUCCGAGUCUAUCCAAAAAGCACCACGUUUUGGGCAACGGAUCCAUCUCGAACCAGAUUCCGCUCGUGACGGGGCGUAUGCUGUCGGACGCGGAAGUGGAAGUGGGGGACCCGGAGCCAAUUUUGCGGCCCAAGAGUAUCUAUCAAAUGUAAAAAUGUCGGGGUCUGGAAGAAUGCAACUUGUGAUGCUGCGUCUGCAUUAUCCAAAAAUCUGUAUUGCAUGAACAGCAAAAGAGGUCUGGUUUUGGCCACGGCGAGAGGGCAUUUCUCAUACUGUAUAGGCAUCAGAAAGCCCUCAGAAGAUCUGUGAUGAUAGGGCAUGCAUCGCAGACAUCAGGAGUCAUGCAAAAUGUGCAUGACAAACCUUGCAUCCUUCCAGACCCAGGCAUUUUUGCAUUUGACAGUGUCCGGGACCGUCACAUUCUUGAAGUCGCCAGGAAGUCCGGAGACUACACCACCUUCGUGGGGUAUGGUGAGAAAAAAGUGUUACAGUUACACAUUGUGUUGCAGGCCAAGCAAGACAGACAAGCUCUGUCAUGCCGGAUAUGCAUAGGAGCCUCGUUUCAUAGGUGUUUUCCCGAAGGGUUUCUGCAUUACAAGUUUUCUCUCUCAUGCAGAGAAAUUUGUGUUGCUGAAUUGACUACAAAUGUGUAACUGUAACACUUUUUUCGUGGGAUAUGGGCUGUAACUGCGAGCCCAUGAUUGCCUGGGCCUGCGCUGUAAUAUUCGCACCGUUCGCGGACUUCCGCUACUCGUCCCCCUUUCACGCUUACGACGAACGGAAGGGCGUUUGCACGGUGGACACGAACGACGCCACCUCCUCCAGUGCAGCGCGAAAUCUGUACGCUGCCGAGCAUCAGCGGAUGCUAGACGACAACGGUAGCUCCUCGUCGCCCUCCGAGCCGGAUCCACUUGAUAACUACUCUGCCGAGCAGCGCAAUUACCACCUCCGUGCUUUACCAAAAAAAGAUCUUGGCUGUCGUCCGCCGAGGACAUCACUUUCGAGGACAACGCCUAUAAUUCGUAGAAAGACGGGAAAUAUGCGCGCCAGUUAUCACAUCAGUAGAAACAAAAAGCCCCACAAGAUCGAUGUUGAGCCCCUCGAGUUACAAGUUCGUUUGCUGGGAAGCAUUUAUUUUUCUACACAAUCGAAAAGGAUUUCGACCAGAGCACACACUGCAAGCCAGUAAGUCAUUUUUCCAAAGCACAUACUGCGAAAUGUUUCCUCUAUCGAGGGCCACGACAUCAUCUCCCUGAGCACGCACGUAUAGUACAUGUGCAUGACAAAAUAAAGUGGCUUUGGGUCGUGGCGGGAAUUAUCAGUUUUUACUGAGAAUACCACUCGGGCAGUAUUUUUGGAAGCGCUGGAUUUUCUGGGCAUCGGGAGACAGCGCGUCUCGUUCGUUCCGGAAAUAGAAGAGGAAAAAAUACACUUGGAAACGAAGGUAGAACAAGUGGACGAACACUCGGAGAACGGCAUAGAAUUACGACCGGAGCAGGAGGAGAGUGCGCGACCACUCCAAGCAGACCUUUACUCAUCGCUCGCGCUGCGGGAGACUCUUGGUCCGGGCACGGCAGAUGAGGACUCCGUAGUACCAUCUGAGGCCGUAGGGCGGGAAGCAGGGAACUCCAGCAGCGUCUGUGCCGGUGCUUCUACAACCGCCGGAGGACCGACAACGGGUGGACGACGUACUAGAGCGGGUCAACAACACGACGGUGCCCAUAAGAAGAAGAAGAAGUUUGCUGUGGUAUUUCUAGACGAGGGGCACUGGAUGCGGCCUUCCCGGAUGGAUGCCAUCAACUCGAUUGAUGAUUCACUGCGCGCAUUUCUGGAAAAAGCACUCCGCAAGACGAAGAACUUAUCGCUGGUCCUGCUCGGGGACCACGGACGCCUGUUCCGCGAUAUGCUCGAGUCCAGGUACAUCGACCUUUACGCUUACGAGUACCGGCUUCCGUUGCUCUUUACCAGGUUUUCUAUCCUGUGCAAAAGCAACGUACUCGUAGUAAUUGCGUUUAUGCAUUACAAAUCGCUUUCCCAUUCCCAAGGUAAAUCAGCAUUACAACUUCAAUUUGUAAUGCUGGGGUAAUUUGUAAUGCAAUUUAUACUAGGACGAUAAUUUUGCAUUGCAUAUUUUCCAAGAGGGACCACAACGCCGUGGCCGCCAAGGAAGCGCUGGAGCACAUGGAAAAGAAUCACCGCUGGAUAUGGAUUGCAAAAGUGUCUGGGUCUGGAAGAUAGAUUGCAAAUUGUCAUGCUAAAUCCGAAUCAUGCAAAAAUCUGUGUUGCAUGAGUGCCAAAAGCUGUCCACUUUCGACCAAAUGGGGAGGGAGUUUCUCAUGCGGGAUGGGCAUGAAAGAGACCUCACAGACUCUGUCAUGCUAGGCUCCGCAUCCCAGACCUCAAGGGUCAUGGAAAACCUGCAUGACAAGCUCACACUCUUCCAGACCCAGACACUUUUGCAUUUCAUACUGGAUUACGCCCUACAACCUCCACGGCGUUUUGCUCCGACUGGUAUCAUAUGGAUUGCAAAAAUGUCUGGGUCUGGAAGAGUGGAACUUGUGAUGCUAACUUUGGACUCUGAAAAAUUCUGUAUUGCAUGACCAGCAAGAGGUGUCCAGUUUGUGCUACGCGUGGAGGGCAUUUGUCAUGCGGAAUAGGCAUCAGGAAGGCCUCUAAAAACCUGUGAUGCUAGGACUUCCAUGACAGACAUUAUGCGUCAUGCAAAAACAGCAUAACAAAUGUCGGAUUCUUCCAGACCCAGACAUUUUUACAUUUGAUAUAUUUACAUUACCGUUUGAAGAGGAGAACGCGAAGAUGGCUGCUCGAGCAUCCCUAUGAAAUGCAAAUAUGUCUGGGUCUGGAAGGUUCCCAGAUUUGUCAUGCAGUUUUUCCAAGCUCCGCCAAGUCUGCAAUGCAGGGCCCAGCAUCACAGGUUCUGCAGCCCCUUAGUGAUGCCUGUUCCGCAUGAGAAAUGCCCUCUCAAUAUGGCCAGAAGUGGGCACCUUUUGCAAGCCAUGCAACACAGUUUUUUGCAGGAUGCGGAACACGCAUCACAAGUUCGGAGCCUUCCAGACAUCCAGGGAUAUUUGCAAUGCAUAAUCCCAAGAAUACCUGCAACCGGACGGCGCGACUUUGAUCCCGCAGCAGUGGACUUUGGAAGCCACCCGGCACUAUGAUUGGCCUGCCGCCGUCAAUGACAAGAUGUGCGCGGCUGUCUUGAGCAUGGUGGACGAGCUCGGGUUCCAAAUGGAUCCGGUCGUCUGUGACCGCCGCCUGCUCACUGAGGCUACUUGUCACGUCGUUCGCACGUCUACAAGUUUGAACGGUCAGUGGGGUCCCGGAGCGGUAAUCCACGCCAUCCUUGAAUUCCGAGCUCCUGCGAGGAGGAAGAAGCCGGGGUUUGAUCAUGCGGAAGUAGAGGAAGAGGACGUCGAUGGUUUCAAGUAUUCGGCUGUUUUGUCGUGGCUCGCGCAAAGCGAUGAGAUGCGCGUAUCCCCGUUGUACGAGCUGACCACGUAUGAUCCCUACAAACGGUGCGUGCCGAUUCACUACAUGCGGCAACGGUUGGAGGAAGCAUCUCUUGUAUCUAGUACAUCAACGUCUCGGCCUGAUGAUGCGCUAGUACAGCAGCAGCAACAACAAGAGCAAAUGUUGGAGCGCUACAUGGACUUCUCUCUGGAAGAUUUCAUAUCGCUGGAUCCUCUAUCAAAUGCAAAUAUGUCUGGGGCUGGAAGAAUGCAAACUUCUGUUGCGAAUUUCGGAUGA
Amoebophrya sp. A120 is the source of this 4827-nucleotide messenger RNA. The record is from the annotation of a GenBank genome assembly. Lineage: Eukaryota; Dinophyceae; Syndiniales; Amoebophryaceae.